UCUGUGUCAGAAGGAGCAUUUAGACAGCAUGGAAUCAUCAUCUUCUUCUGAAUGCGUAGUGCAUGCAUGCUUCCUGGAUUUACCUUUACCUCUGGAUCUCAUUGGAUCUAUGACUCUCUCUCCCAUUCAGAGCCGUGAGUAUGUUUGCUAGCACAAAGUUUUAUAAUCAUUAGCUAAUCGUAUCUUUUCCGACAAUGAAGCUUUUAGCCUAAAGUGCAAGGAGGAGGGAAAAAUCAAUAGCUUUUUCUGAAAUAGUUUUUGUGGCUCGGCUGGCUCUAAUGAUCAGCCAGAAAACUGGAGUCCUCCGAGUGUGGCCAUGCCUAAGAAGAAAAGGACUGCAACAACACCAAUCGUUUCUUUUUCAUCAGGGUACCACCGUGAAUGCCAGCAUCUAUAUUUAAUGCACAGUGGAAGGCUUUCUUUUGCUUUUAAGAAAGUGAUGUGAUUGAUACCUGCUCUUGGACAAUCUUGUUGUCCUAGUCCAUUUAGAAGAAGAAUCCCUGGAGAACUGUGGGCUUUAGACUGCAAUACUUGCCAGUUAAUUGAACCCAUUUCCUACUUCUUCAGGCUCUUAGGUUCUCCCCCAUGCACAGAGAGCUCCCUGGUCCUUCAUUGAUCCUCUCUCAGGUCUCAGCUCGUCUGGAGCUGGAGUCACAGCCCAGAGUAGCGUGCACCGCUUGUGGGCAGCUCGAUCACCUCCUCCCUCCUUGCUGCCCACUCCACCUUCCAGCAUGAGACUGCUGUACACUUGAUCUCCCAGCUGGUGAGGACAGGAAGGUUGUGUCGAAUGGAUUUUGAGCUUCAUGUUUACAUUACUCCACUGUCGGAUCUGUGAGAGGAUGCUGUAACCUUAUCCAGGUGCGCCCUCCCUCUUCUGCCACGCUUCCACUUUCCGAACUGCCUCGGCGCUUGACAGCUGUUGCGGCUUUGUCCUGGCCCCAAGGGCUGUGAUGAACUACAUCUUUGGGAACAACACGCUGUACCCGCGAGGCGGUCGGGCCAACGCCGCAUCCGGACAUGCCGCCCCAGGGUCCAAACAGAGGCAGUGGGCCAAGCGGAGCUCCAGUGAAGAACUACCUUCGUCUUCCUCUCGCUGGCAGCAGCUGCUGGCCUUCUUCACGCGACGUGGUGCCUUCAGCGACUGCAUCACGGCAGGAGCGAGCCAGCAGGCAGAUGUCAUUGCUCCCUCCGCUCCCAUAAUCCCUGUGAUCCCUAUCUCACCCGUCCCAGCUGAGACCACUGCCAUCCCUGCACCCACGUCACAGGCAAGCCCAGCACCAGUGGUGGUGAACACAGAAAGCCUUGACACCUCGCCCUAUGUGAAUGGAACAGAAGCUGAUUAUGAGUAUGAGGAAAUUACACUUGAACGGGGAAAUUCGGGCCUGGGUUUCAGUAUUGCAGGCGGUACCGAUAACCCCCACAUCGGUGAGGACCCAAGCAUCUUUAUCACCAAGAUCAUCCCAGGAGGAGCUGCUGCACAGGAUGGCAGACUCGGAGUUAAUGACUGUAUACUGCGGGUAAAUGAUGUAGAUGUGAGAGACGUAACUCACAGCAGCGCUGUGGAGGCACUGAAAGAGGCGGGCGGCAUUGUCAGACUGUACGUCAGAAGAAAAAAAGCUGUCACAGAAAAAAUAAUGGAUUUAAAGCUGGUAAAAGGUCCUAAAGGUUUAGGUUUCAGUAUAGCCGGAGGAGUUGGAAACCAACAUAUUCCUGGGGACAACAGUAUUUAUAUCACCAAAAUCAUUGAGGGAGGAGCGGCCCACAAAGAUGGACGGCUACAGAUUGGAGAUAAACUCCUGGCUGUGAAUGCUGCUUGCCUUGAAGAGGUCACUCAUGAAGAUGCCGUGACUGCCUUGAAAAACACCCCUGAUGUCGUCUAUUUAAAAGUGGCUAAACCCACUAGUGUCUUUAUGAAUGAUAGUUACGUUCCUCCCGAUGUCACCAGCUCCUAUUCCCAGCACAUGGAGAACCAUAUCAGCACCCAAAGCUAUCUGAGUCAGCCAUUAACCCCCGCCACCCCAUCUCGGUACUCUCCUAUCUCAAAAGGCAUGCUGGGAGAUGAUGAGAUCACAAGGGAGCCUAGGAAAAUAGUCCUGCAUCGGGGCACAACAGGACUAGGCUUCAACAUUGUAGGAGGAGAAGACGGCGAGGGAAUCUUCAUCUCAUUCAUAUUAGCAGGAGGACCUGCAGACCUGUGUGGAGAAUUAAAGAAAGGAGACCGGAUCAUUUCUGUAAAUGGGGUGGACCUCCGCAGUGCAACACACGAACAGGCAGCUGCAGCACUGAAGAAUGCUGGACAGACCGUCACCAUCGUGGCUCAGUACAGACCUGAAGAGUACAGUCGAUUUGAAGCCAAAAUCCAUGAUCUACGGGAGCAGAUGAUGAACAGCAGUAUUAGUUCAGGCUCCGGCUCAUUGCGGACUAGUCAGAAGAGGACCCUGUAUGUCAGGGCUCUGUUUGAUUAUGACAUAACGAAAGAUUCCGGCCUGCCCAGUCAGGGGCUGAACUUCCGCUUCGGCGAUAUCCUACAUGUCCUGAAUGCUUCGGAUGAGGAGUGGUGGCAAGCACGGCAUGUGACUCCAGAUGGCGAGAUCGAGGAGAUGGGCGUCAUUCCCAGCAAAAAGAGGGUGGAGAGAAAAGAAAGAGCCAGGUUAAAGACGGUUAAAUUCAACUCCAAGUCUCGAGACAAAGGGGACCUGAGUGACGACAAAGGCUUGAAGCAUGUAACUUCUAAUGCCAGCGAUAGUGAAAGUAGUUACCGUGGACAGGAAGAGUAUGUCCUCUCGUACGAGACAGUCGCGCAACAGGAAGUGAGUUAUGCUCGUCCAGUGAUUGUCCUUGGUCCCAUGAAAGACCGGAUCAAUGAUGAUCUAAUCUCGGAGUUUCCGGACAAGUUUGGAUCAUGUGUUCCCCACACGACUAGACCAAAGCGAGACUACGAGGUUGAUGGCAGAGACUACCAUUUUGUUAAUUCACGGGAACAAAUGGAAAAAGACAUUCAGGAUCACAAGUUCAUCGAGGCCGGCCAAUAUAACAACCACCUCUACGGGACAAGCGUGCAGUCGGUGCGAGAGGUCGCAGAAAAGGGCAAGCACUGCAUCCUGGAUGUGUCGGGCAAUGCCAUCAAACGACUCCAGUUAGCACAGCUCUACCCCAUUGCGGUGUUUGUGAAACCCAAAUCAGUGGAGAAUAUUUUAGAGAUGAAUAAGAGAUUGAUGGAGGAGCAAGGUAGAAAGACUUAUGACAGAGCCAUAAAACUGGAGCAGGAAUUCCUCGAGCACUUCACCGCCAUUGUACAAGGGGACACAUUAGAAGAGAUCUACAACCAGGUUAAGCAGGUCAUCGAGGAGCAGUCUGGGCCAAUCAUCUGGGUGCCAGUCAAAGAGAAAUUGUGAGAUGACUGGAGACAAACAUUUUUUUUUUUUUUUCUUUUUUUUAUACUAACCUGGCCUGCUGCUUGCAUUGGCUUUCUGACCCCUGAGUAUAGGAAACAGAUUUUCUUUGGAUGGGCCUGGGGUCAUGGUGGUCUUAUGGCCACCUCUCUCUCUCUCAUGCCUCUCUUUGAAACUGCUGUCUAGAACUCGCAUCCCAAUCUCCGCAUUAACCUCCGGUGGGAGGAGACAUGCCUGACCAGCGACUUACUGGACAGAUUAUACGGUACAGAUUCCUUAAUGUUUAAGGGAGGUGACUUUCUCGAAGGAAAACCAAUGAGAUAAUGCAUUAUAUACAUUUUGGUUUGUUCUUUUUCCCAUAUAUGAUCAGAAAUGAAUGCUUUGGUGUAUGUCUCUGAAAAGACAUAAAUCCCCACUUUGCACGUUUUUGCAUUAAGAGCAUGUUUUGAAUUACUCUUUUUCAGUUAACAUAUGUUCUUACGUUUUUGUCAGACAGAUUUGAGCUACGUGAAGUGCAUAUUUCUUUUGUUUUCUCUCAGUUAUCUUGUAAAAUCAAGCAGCCCACUAAUUUUAAGCAGCUGAUCUUUUUUGUCACAAGUGCACAAAGAGGACAAAAACAUUUGGCACAAAAGUUCUUCUUUUUAUAUUAAAUGUCUAUUUGUCUUAACAAUCUGUGUACAUUUUAAUCAAGGUGCAUAUGAAAGUAGCUUUUAGUCGAGGUGAAAAGGAAUAGCUUACAAUUGUCUUUCAAAUCCAGGUAAUGCAAAUAAGAGAGUAUAAAUUGUAAUGUAUAUUCAACCCUCAAUAUACUGCCUAUUUUGUUAUAAUAAAACUCUAUAUUGAGCUUUAAUUGAACUCCACACCUAUGGGAAUUAUUUUCUUUAUGUCAAGCAUACACUCAUAUGAAUAUGUGUGUAUGUAUAUAAAAAUAAAUAUAAAUAGAUCUAUAAAUAUAUAUUUUCCUUUACUUUUACCACCAUCACUUUUAUUGUUAAUGGUUUGUUUGUUUUAUGCAAAGACACAGACACAUAGUAUACACAGGGACUGAAUGGUGGUGUUCCAUUUGCAUCUGCUCAAACAAUAUGAAAUAAAACUCAAGUUGGCAGUUUGUAGUCUUCAGCUCUCUCUCCUGUAUAGUUACACCAUAUUUACUUUUUCAUGUGACGUGCAUGAUUUCUAAAAGCAAUAGUCUUUGACGCAUUCAAUAUAAGCGAGAAGCGGAGGAGAGGGCUUCUCUUUCUGUUUUCACCUGGGAUUGUGGAAAUGUCCGAGUUAGCAUGACCUGUAAACGUUCGAGGCAAGGAGAUUAUUGCCUCCGUGUAUGUGAACUUGUUGACUGCCCAUAGCUGAAGAGAGAUUUGCUUUGCCACUCUCUAACGCAAGCCUUUAACUCUCCACCAGAGGGCGCACUGACAGCGUCCGCUCUUCAUUCUUAAGUUACUCGGAGAUGAUUGUUUUCUAAAAGAUUGCUUCUAACUUGUCAUCAUGGCUUUCUAACACAUUUUUGACUGGAUUAUGUACAUAAUCUGCCAACUUGAUUCAUUCCAUUUGUCAAAAAGGAGAACAGCUAAUAAAAACGUUUUUUUCUCAUA
Carassius gibelio (silver crucian carp) is the source of this 4984-nucleotide messenger RNA. Its product is annotated as disks large homolog 1-like. Bases 951 to 3395 code for a protein of 814 amino acids. Gene Ontology annotation, cellular component: neuromuscular junction; neuron projection; postsynaptic density membrane. Gene Ontology annotation, molecular function: kinase binding. Lineage: Eukaryota; Metazoa; Chordata; Actinopteri; Cypriniformes; Cyprinidae. Gene Ontology annotation, biological process: chemical synaptic transmission; neurotransmitter receptor localization to postsynaptic specialization membrane. The record is from RefSeq and is a predicted model, not a curated record. The transcript has 22 exons.